AUGCUCGUUGCUCAAGCUGUCGGUGUAUCUGUUGCCGCGAAUCUUUUCUUUGCCGCUAUCACUGUCUCGCAACGACCCAACGAGAAACAUGAUACCUUCGCAUGGUCUCCAUCGCUAGUAUACGAGCUCGUCCCAAUCGCACUAUUACUCCUCGACACGGUAGCUGUGCCGAUCUUCGCGUACCAGAAGAAAUUCAUACUCGUUCACCUCGCGCCCCAUGCUCUAGUUUUUAUUCCUUGCGUGCUGCGCCCGAGAAGUUCCGCCUCGAAGGGCGCUGCCACCAAGGUACAGGGAGAACAAACGACCAAGCGAUAUGCUUUAUUCAUCUAUUGGAUUGCGGCGGCUUCCGUUGUUCUGCAGGCCUAUUCCACUGUUUUGAUGUUGCUGGAUAUAGGUCCAGAUGUAUCGUACGGCAAGGUGGCUCAGCGGCUACUGAAUACGGUAUAUGUUCAUCCUGCUUACAGUAGCGUGAGCUGGGACGUGAUUUGGUGCACCGUGAGUGGUUUUGCUUGGGCUGCUGUGCAUGGUUUUGAGGCGAGAGCAAUGCUUGGUGGACGGUGA
Penicillium robsamsonii is the source of this 561-nucleotide messenger RNA. RefSeq lists its product as uncharacterized. NCBI's taxonomy places the organism in Eukaryota, Fungi, Ascomycota, Eurotiomycetes, Eurotiales, Aspergillaceae. The coding region runs from base 1 to 561 and encodes 186 amino acids. The transcript has a single exon. The record is from RefSeq and is a predicted model, not a curated record.